Molecule: messenger RNA, 3885 nt
Organism: Diutina rugosa
Lineage: Eukaryota; Fungi; Ascomycota; Pichiomycetes; Serinales; Debaryomycetaceae
Gene: HYU1
Product: 5-oxoprolinase
Exons: 1
Coding region: 1-3885 (1294 amino acids)
Biological process (GO): glutathione metabolic process
Cellular component (GO): cytosol
Molecular function (GO): 5-oxoprolinase (ATP-hydrolyzing) activity
Source: RefSeq, a predicted model, not a curated record
AUGAGUUCAAAAGGUAUUAAGAUUGCAAUUGAUCGAGGAGGGACAUUCUGUGACGUGAUAGCCAAGAUUCCAGGUGAAGAAGACUACGUUUUCAAGCUUCUCUCUGUUGAUCCUCAAAACUACAACGAUGCACCUACUGAAGGUAUUCGUCGGGUGCUUGAAAAGGCAGAGGGCCGGUCCAUUCCUAAAGAAGAGAAGCUUCGCCUUGAGUCUAUUCACCUGAUCCGAAUGGGCACAACCGUUGCCACAAAUGCACUUUUGGAAAGAAAGGGUGCGCCUGUUUUAUUGGUCACAACAAAGGGUUUCGGUGAUAUCUUGGAGAUUGGCAACCAGACUCGCCCUGAUAUUUUUGAUUUGACAGCAAAAAAAUUAGGAAAGCUUUAUUCUCAAGUAUUGGAAAUCGACGAAAGAGUCACCGUCGAUAGUUUUAGUGAAGGCGGCGGGUCGAUGUUGCCUAACAAAACUGAUGACAAUGUCCUUCAAGGCAUCACCGGGGAACCUAUCCGAAUUCUCAAAUCGCCUGAUUAUAACGCCAUUCGUGCGCAGCUUCAAGAAAUCUGGAAUAAGGGCCAAAUCAAGCUGGUAGCAUUGAGUCUUAUGCAUGCCUACGCGUUUCCGGACCACGAAGCGAAGAUUGCAGACAUUGCCCGGGAUAUUGGUUUUGAAAUUCUGGUGUCCCAUCAAUUACAACCAAUGAUCGGCAUGUUAAACCGUACGCUGAGUACAGUUGCUGAUGCUUACUUGACCCCUGUGAUUAAUGAAUAUCUCCGGGGUUUUGGAAAGGGCUUCGAGGGAGGUUUGGAGGCUUUUGGAAAUAAGUUGUUGUUUAUGCAGUCUAAUGGCGGUUUGUGUCCAUGGUAUAAAUUCACGGGACUCAAAGCAAUCCUUCUGGGCCCUGCUGGCGGUAUGGUGGGGAUUGGCCACACUUGCUACGAUCAUGAGUCGGCAUUGGCUACUAUUGGAUUCGACGCAGGUGGGACAUCAACCGAUAUUUCACGUUAUCUGGGCUCACUCGAGCAUAUCUAUGAAACAGUUGUGAGCGAGGUCUCUUUGCAAACACCUCAACUUGACAUAUCAACCGUAGCUGCUGGUGGUGGGCUGAUGUUAUUCUGGAAAAACGGCAUGUUUGUGGUUGGACCGGAAUCGGCGGGUCUGGAUCCUGGUCCUGUCUGCUAUCGGAAAGGUGGACCUCUCACUGUGACUGACGCGAAUCUACUACUCGGGAAACUUAUUCCAGAGCACUUUCCUCUGAUAUUUGGUCCAAAUCACGAUCAACCUUUAGAUGUUGAAUUGACCAAACGGAAAUUCAAUGAGCUUACAGAAGAGAUCAAUCGUGACAAGGUGGGUCCAAAAUUGACGCCUGAACAAGUAGCUAAUGGUUUUCUUACGGUUGCAGUCGAACUGAUGGCCAGACCAAUUCGAACAAUAACGGAGGCAAAGGGCUACAGUACGAAUAAUCACAAUUUGGCCUGUUUUGGAGGGUCAGGUGGUCAAUUUUCGGUACCGCUCGCCAAAAAUUUGGGUAUCGCACAAGUUGCGGUACACAAAUACCUGUCGCUUUUAUCAGCAUAUGGCAUUCUCGUUGCUGAUAUUGUUAUUGAGAGACAAGUACCAGUGUCAAUUAUUUACACCAAAGGCAAUGCAACUAUUUCUUCCAAAAUCGAAGAACUUGUUGUCGAUGCCAACAACGAAUUUGAGGCGGAAAAUUUGUCGGGGUCUAAACAAACCAAUAUCUUAUUAAAUAUGCGCUAUGAAGGACUGGACACACAUUUGCUCAUUAACUAUGAUCCUGCCCAAGACCAGGCUGAGGCCUUUGUUGCUCGUCAUCGUCAAGAGUUUGGAUUUUCUUUGGAUCGCCGAGUUAUUGUGGAUGAUAUUCAAGUUUUGCUUGUUGCCACCGAAGUCGAAGAGGAAGUUAAAGAUCCAUUUGCUGAAUUACGCAAGAACCGGCAUCAUCUCAAACUGGUGGCUCCAACCGAAUGGACCAAGACAUAUUUUGACAACGCCUGGCACUCGACUGCUGUGCACAAAUUGCACAGUUUACCAAAGUACACCACAAUCCAGGGACCUGCCAUUCUUUUGGAUGAUACUCAAACCUUGGUUGUUGACCCGCAUGCAUCGGCGAUCGUUCUUGAAAGUCAUGUUCUCAUUGAAGUUGAAUCGAGUAAACCUCCUCCAUUGUCCCUGACGGAAGUAGAUCCCAUCCAAUUGCUGGUGUUUGGCCAUCGUUUCAUGCUGAUUGCUGAGCAAAUGGGGAAAACGCUUCAACAAACCGCCAUAUCUACAAAUAUCAAAGAACGCCUUGACUUCUCGUGCGCUUUAUUUGAUGUAAAUGGUGAUCUUGUUGCUAAUGCCCCUCACGUACCUAUUCACCUAGGGGCUAUGCUGUUUGCGGUUAAAGCACAAAUGGAAAUUUGGAAGGAUAAGUUAGAGCCCGGAGAUGUUUUAGUUACCAAUCACCCUGUUGCUGGUGGAUCCCAUUUGCCCGAUAUUACAGUCAUCACCCCCGUUUUGGACAACAACAAAAGGCCAGUUUUUUGGACUGCUCUGCGUGGCCAUCAUGCUGACAUUGGACUGAUCUCGGCAGGGUCUAUGCCACCGAACUCAAAAACUAUUUACGAUGAAGGUGCAGCAAUUAAAACACAUAAACUCUGUGUCAAAGGCGAGUUUGACGAAGCAGGGAUUACUCGAUUACUCGUGGAUGAGCCAGCAAAGCAACCGGGUGGACUGGGUACUCGCACUUUGAAAGAUAACAUCAGCGACUUGAAAGCACAAGUGUCGGCUAAUUUCAAGGGCAUUAGCUUGUUGCAAGCUCUCAUCGAAGAAUAUACCUAUGAUGUCAUCGCGUUGUAUAUGAGUGAAAUCCAAGCUACAGCUGAGCUACUGGUUCGAAACUUGCUCAAGUUGGCACAUAAAAAGUUUAGCGGGAAGCCUUUGGAAGCGAUCGAUUAUCUCGAUGACGGUACACCAAUCGCGCUCAGUAUCAACAUUGACCCUGAAACCGGAUCGGCAACAUUCGAUUUUACUAAUCUGGGAGAUGAAAUGUAUGGCAAUUUGAACGCACCGAAAGCCAUUUUAUAUUCAGCGGUAUUAUAUGUGUUACGGCUGCUUAUUUCUGAGGAUAUUCCGUUGAACAAUGGUUGUUUACGGCCAAUUACAUUUCUUACUAGAGACUGUCUGGUUGUUCUGCCGCUGGCUGAUGCUGCCGUGGUUGGUGGGAACGUGGAAACCACUCAACGUAUUGUCGACGUGAUGCUCAAGGCCUUCGAAGCUGCCGCUGCGUCUCAAGGUACUUGCAAUAACUUUACAUUUGGAAUCAACGAUGGAAAAGUGUCGUUUGGUUACUAUGAGACCAUUUGUGGUGGCCUGGGUGCUGGUCCAACAUGGCAUGGCCAAUCGGUCGUUCAAUGUCAUACUACCAAUACCAGAAUUACCGAUUCGGAAAUGUUCGAAAAGCGAUACCCUGUCGUGUUGCAUGAGUUUUCUGUUCGCCGCGGUUCCGGUGGUGAUGGCAAAUUUCAUGGUGGUGAUGGUGUGAUAAGGGAUAUCGAAUUUACUUACGACGGUCUCGAGGUUAGCUGUUUGAUGGAAAGAAGAGCUAUGGCUCCGUUCGGGCUUCUUGGAGGUAAAGAUGGUGCUCGCGGUCGCAACAUAUGGAAACGCAGGCUGCCCAAUGACCCUGAGAUAUGGCGUCAAUUCAAUCUAGGUGGGAAAUGUACCGUCAAGGUUAGUUCUGGUGACCGGGUUAUCAUCAUGACCCCUGGAGGUGGCGGGUUUGGGGAUGUUGAUGGAGAUGAUCAACCAAAAUUCGCCAUCAACCCUCUGCAACCUACACGUUUGACUGGGUCGGUUGCAAUGCGUUCUAUGCACCAAACCACCAACUAA